Messenger RNA from Echinococcus granulosus, 1374 nucleotides. Its product is annotated as ATP-binding cassette sub-family B member 6. Gene Ontology annotation, cellular component: membrane. Lineage: Eukaryota; Metazoa; Platyhelminthes; Cestoda; Cyclophyllidea; Taeniidae. The record is from RefSeq and is a predicted model, not a curated record. The coding region runs from base 1 to 1374 and encodes 457 amino acids. Gene Ontology annotation, molecular function: ATP binding. The transcript is spliced from 6 exons.
AUGGUCUACAAGGCACACUCAAGUAUCCUCAGGUUCAUAGUGGGCGAUGUUGCGAUGCACGAUGCGGUAAAUGACCCAGUUACGGGUCAGGACGGCACUAACCGACAAAGUGGAUACGCAUUGUUGUUACAUUUCAGUCUCCCCAGACCAUGCAUCCGAUCAUCACAAUUGAUUCGCUUGUUAAAUCGCGGACUAGGCGUGGCCGCCGAUCCCGCAUUCUUUGGUUUCGUGGUCAUGCAGUACUGUCCUCCAAAUGAGACUCUUCUCCAUCCGUGGCACAACGGAGGGUUGAAUCGAUGCUUCCUUUGGACUCUUUCCUCUUCUCUCUCCCUGAGUCUUUCUUUUCUUGCUUUAAUAACUUACGUAUCUUGUCUGUGUUGCAAUUCUCGCCGAUCUGAGAACAGAACGCGGUCAGUAGGAUUCGGGUUGCAAGUUACUUUCUCAGCUCUCCUCAUAUUCAUAACACUGGCACAUGCAUUCGUCUACAUGAACUUUAAAGAGUUAUCUGGAUUUGCAGUUUUGUAUGCCAUUGGUAUGCCCAUUGCUUGGAUCAUUGCCAUGUCACUCCUCAUCAUUGAACGCCAACGCACUUGUCCAAGGCUUUACGGAAUGAGGCACGGAUUUCCGCUGCUAUUAUUUUGGACCAUUAGUUUUGUUCUCGUUAACCUUCCACUAACGUGCAUUGGCAGUAGUUCGUGGUGGUGGAAGCUUGAGACUGAUUUGGACAAAGCAGAGCUAGCAGUUUGGAUUGCUGAGUAUAUGUGCACCCUUCUUGUCUUCAUACUUGGCCUUCUGGCACCCGGAAGUCCAAAUUAUGCCAUGCUGUAUCAUGGGUUGCUGGACGAAAAUGCCGUAACCCAAGAUCCCCUUGCUGCUGGUCGUUGGGGUGUGUUUAAACGCCGUGCAUCAGUGUUGUUUCCCUUCAUUUGGCCCAGGUCGAGGUACCUCCUGCAGCUGAAUAUCAUUCUAUGUGUUUGCAUCUUAGUCGUUGCUCGAGUUGUCAAUCUCUACGUGCCCAUAUUCUACAAGAACAUCGUAAACAGUUUGACGCCCAAUGUGACGACCAAUCAGAGCAUGGAUUUUGUCGUGCAGCAGAUGAGAUCCGGUGAUUUUAGCUACCUCUAUAUGACAAUGGUUGGACCGAGUGGACUAGUGUUUAGAUGGGACCUCAUCCUCUACUACAUCGGAAUUCGUGCUGUUCAGGGUGUUGGCUCGCCCAGUUCGGGUCUGUUGGGUGCUCUGCAGGCGCAACUCUGGAUAUCCGUGGACCAGAAUUCUGCUCGCAUGUUGGGGGUUCAUCUAUUCAAACAUUUGCAUGGCCAUCGAGAUGUGGCCAACUGCACCGCCUUGGUGCACAGGUCAGGCGAAGACUGA